Messenger RNA from Morone saxatilis (striped sea-bass), 7315 nucleotides. Its product is annotated as apolipoprotein B-100-like. Gene Ontology annotation, cellular component: low-density lipoprotein particle; very-low-density lipoprotein particle; mature chylomicron. The transcript has 5 exons. Lineage: Eukaryota; Metazoa; Chordata; Actinopteri; Moronidae. Bases 1 to 7089 code for a protein of 2362 amino acids. Gene Ontology annotation, biological process: cholesterol homeostasis; triglyceride mobilization; cholesterol transport. Gene Ontology annotation, molecular function: low-density lipoprotein particle receptor binding; cholesterol transfer activity. The record is from RefSeq and is a predicted model, not a curated record.
AUGUAUGGCAAGACCAUUUCGACCCAGUCAUUCAGCAUCUUCCCAUUCAGGCCAGAGGCGAAGAUUGAUUCUUCUGUUCAGAUUGACUCAACCAUUAUUCAGGCCCAGAACACGAUUGCAGCAACCCUUGCCAAUGGGGAAUUCUCUGUUGUGUCUAACACCAACGCAUUUGAAGACAUCUUGACCCAUGUUGCUGAGCUUUCCUUCAAAGACAGCAAGCUGUCACUGAAAUGUGAUGCAAAUGCCCUUGCUCUUGGUAUGAAGAUCCGCAACCAGGCUGAAGCCUCUGCUGGUGCUGGUGAAGUUGUCAUGAGAAUGGAGACAAAUGCAGAUCACUCUGAAAACCGUGUUUACUCUCUGCUGACUGCCUCUCUUGAUGUUAAUGGUCUGGCUGUAAACAGUGAUGCCACUGUGAAGCUCCUUGAGAAUGAGGCUAUUCACAAAGCUACACUGAAAAUGAACAAGGAUGGUAUGACCACAAGUGGAACAAACACCCUCCAGAGCCCCCUUGCCUUGGAAAACACCUUCGAUGCUGGGUUUGAUGCUUCAAGAGCUACUCUAUCCUUCACUAACAAGGCUGCGAUGCGUGACAUCAAGGUUGAUAAUGCCAACACUUUGACCAUUACUCUCUCUAGCUUUGAUUUCACCUCAAAGACUGAAGCCACUGCAAGUGAGUAUGCUUCCUACACUCAUGAUAUCACCAUCGACCUGAAGCCCUACACUGCCUCUGCAAAUGUUAACAACAACUUCAAUGUUCUGUCGGCCAACUUCAUUAAUGAGGCUCAGCUGCAGGCAGAGCUGUACAAGAUGGACCUGACUGGAAGCCUGAAAGCCAUCUAUGGUGAGGAAGAGAUCAAGCACACAUAUCAGGUGAAUUAUGCUGAUAUGACUGCUAAUGCAAAGUGCAGCACCACUGGAAAAGUCUUUGGCACUCACAUGAGCCACAACACAGAGCUUGAAGUUGUCGGUCUUGCUGCUAGACUCACCAAUGAUGCCCGCUUCAACUCUCAGCCAAUGCGCUUUGACCACACCAUCCGUUGCAGUAUUGUGCCUUUUGAUUUCAACCUUGAUGCCAUUUUCAAUGCCGAUGGAGACCUGACCAUGUAUGGAAAGCACAGUGCCCAGCUCUAUGGCAAAUUCCUCCUUAGAGCACAACCCCUGGCUUUUGCUAGCUCACAUGAAUGCAGAGCAUCAGUAACCCAGCAGCUAGAUAACGGGUUUUCCCUUGAGACCACAUUUGAUAACAAGAUGGAUAAUGUUCUGUCACUCCAAGAGCAGAAGACCAGUUUUAGAAUGAAGUCUAAAGUGAAUGAGCAUGCCUUUAAUCAGGACAUGAAUGUUUACAACACUGCUGAGAGAACUGGAAUUGAGGUUUCUGGCACCAUCCUCACAAACAUCCUCAACACAGACUCCACAGACAACCAGGAAUUUGCCAUCUCUGGGUUCGUCAAGUAUGACAAGAACACAGAUAGUCGUAUAAUUCAGUUCCCACUAAUUGAAAAUCUACCUGCCUUCUUGGAAAGCGUCAAGGGCUUUGUUGUGCGUAUUGCAGAGGCAAUGCAAGAUUACCUCAACAAUGAGGAGAUCAGAGCUAAACUUGAGGCUCUUCCCCAGUAUGUAAGUGACUUUAUUUCUCAACUGAAUAUAGAAGACAAACUAAUUCAGCUGAAGCAGUAUUUCAGUGAUUUUACCCAAGAAUAUGUCAUCUCUAUGGAGGAUGUGGAAGCCUCUUUGAGAAACCUGAAGGUUAAUGUUGAGAAACUGAUGGCUGAUCUUACAGUUUACAUCCAACAAUUUGCUGGUACGAUGAAGGAGAUUAUUGUUAGUGGCACCAUGCCUGAAGCCUUCAUUCAGAAGAUCCAGCAACUGCUGAAUGCCAUUAAUGAGGAGUAUGAUAUCAAGGCUGUGGUUAUGUAUAUGAUUGAUACCAUAAGGGAGAUGAUCCAGCAGAUUGACCUGGAAAAACUGAAGGGCAGCAGCAUUGCAUUCCUGUAUGAUAUUGAUGCUAAGUAUGAAAUCAUGGCUAAACUACAAACAGUUAUGAGUGAUGUGAAACAAACAAUUGAGACCUUUGACAUGCAGACAUUUGUUGCUGAACUGAAGAGCUUUAUCACAUCCAUCAACUUUAAAGCUUACAUUGAUGUAGUAGUGAAUCAGAUUCCCACACAGAUUUUCAGCGAUAUAACAGAGUAUGUUAGGAAAAUGAUUCAGGACCUUGACAUCGUAGGAAAGAUCAAUGCAUUCUAUGCCAAAAUGAGAGAGUUGAUUGUGAAGUUUGAGGCUGACAAAAAGGUUCAAGCCAUCUUGGAAAAGGUUGUGGAGCUCAUCAAGCAAUUUAGAAUUGAGGAAACCAUCAGUGCUGUUGCCAAUAUGGUGAAGGACGCAGACAUUCCUACCAAAUUCAUGCAAGUCUUCCAGGGUUCCAUCAACUACUUGAAAACAACGGAGGUAAAGGAUAUAAUUCAAGAGCUGAAUAUCUAUAUUGACACUAUUGUGAUUAAGCUAAAGUCAUUGGACUACAAUGAGUUUGUGGAUUAUGCCAACCAACUUAUUGCUGAGUACACAGCUUACACGAAUGAGCUGAUCAGGUCUCUUGAAAUCCCCCAGAAACUUGAUGCAACAAGAGAUUUUGUCAACCUUGUCCUAUCCUCUGGUAGUGGCUUUAUGGAACGCCUUAGAGAAAUCAAAGUUGCAGAGAUGAUUAAAUCUGUAAAGGAAAUCAUCGACCAGGUUGUGUUUGAUAACCUUAGGGGAUUUGCUGAAUAUGUAAAGCAGGGAAUAACAAAUAUUGAUGUCAGAGCUGAGAUUACAUCUUAUCUUGACUUAGUGAGCAAAUUCUACACAAGAGUCAUGACCAUCACCACUGAUAUGUUCAACAAUAUGGUUGAGAUGAUUAAAAACGUCUUACCUGAGCAAGAGAUAAUCAGCGAGAUUCAGCAAAUCAUUAAUGGACUCAUUACUGAACUUAAGAAAGCUGAGUUGAACAUGCCAUCUUUCAUUAUUCCUUUCACUGAUUUCGUUGUGCCCUCAAUGAAGUUCAGCAUGGAUACGCUUGGACAGUUUGAAAUCCCAACACAGCUGGAUAUCCCUGAGUUCACCAUCUUGGGCUUCUACACUGUGAAAGCCACCACAAUUUCCUAUGAUGACAUCAAGCAGAGAAUUAUUGAACUUAUUGAUUUCAUUGUAAACUUUGAGAUCAAGAUGGUUGAUGUGGAUGCUUUCUUUGGAGACCUGGCAAUGAAUUACCUUCCUACCAUGCCUGAGAUAAUCUUCCCAGAGAUCACUCUUCCUGAUAUCUCAUUCCCUACCAUUCCACAAGUUUCUACAGAAAAGCUUGUGAAGUCUCUUCAGCUUCCUGAGAUCCAGCUGCCAACCAUUCCAAGUGAGAUCAUGGUCCCAUGCUUUGGUAAACUCUAUGGUGAGAUGAGAUUCCAGACUCCCAUCUACACUGUCAAGACAACUGCUGAGUUCCAGAACUCCACUGAAAGCGAAAUGACACCUACAUUCACUGGAUCCCUUACAUCCCAGGCCAUAUCUCCAAGUUUUGAAAUUCUUAAUUACAAACUUGACUCUACUGCUCGUCUUGCAAUUCCAAAAAUGAGUCGUGUUGUCUUUGCAGAGACUCUUAAGUUGAACCAUCAAGUUCUUGGAUUUGAACAUCAGGCAUCUGUAACUCUCUAUGGCCUAUCAGCUCAGGCCCAAGCCAAAACUACAAUUAAGGUUACCACUUCACCUUACACUGCUGACCUUAUGAACACAGCCUUUAUUGCUAUGGAAGAAGGAAUGUCUGCCUCUCUCGACACAACUUACACUCAUUUAGUGAACCUCCCAAUUAUCGAAUUCAGAAGCGAGGCCACUGUAUCCCAGAAAGCAAUUGCUCGUCAAGAUGGCUACACCUUCACUCUGACAGUUGACAAUUCAGGCAAUGGCAAAUUGAAUGCAGAAGAUGGCAACCACAAAAGCAACAUGCAAUUGUCACUCACUCCUAGCAUUGCCACUCUAACUUUUUCAGGUGACACAGACUCUUCUAUCUUAAAACUGAAACAGCAAAUUACUGCUGAAUCUGGCACCUUUACCUACUUCAAGUUCAACAUCCGCAAUGAGGCAGAGGCACCAGUUAUUAAGAACAGUCUUUUUGUGGCAUCUGGACAUGCCAGUCUUUAUGAUAUGAAGGUUGAGCUGAAAGCAAACCAUGACACAGAACUGUCUGGUGAAGUCAGUGGAGUCCUGUCCAAUGUAAUCAACAUUGUGGCCCGUCCUGUUGAGUUUGUCUUUGAAUUCCAAAACAAGGGAAAUACCAAGGUCAACAUUUUUAACACUCUGACUGCUAAGGUAGAUCUGCAGAACGAUUACUCAGUCAUCUUUAAACCUGACAGCCAACAGAUUAACACCGUGGCUCUGGCUCGUCUUAAUCAGUACAAAAUGUUCUACAAUUUCACGGUUGACAAUAACGGAAAUGAGGCUGGCAUCUUUGUUGCCAUGGAAAGUGAAGCCAACCUUGACUUCUUGACAUCUCCAAUCAGCAUUCCUGAAAUUGACCUUCCUUUUGUUGACUUCCGUACUCCAGCUAUCAUUGAUCUAAACUUGUACGAGCAGACUGGAUUGAAUAACAUUUUGACUACCACUGAGCAGAGUGUUGAUGUGGAUGCUAAGGUUGUGUACAAGAAAAGCCAGGCGGCCCCCCUUGUUGAUAUGAUGGGUCUGAUCCAGAUUCCCCCUGUAGGUAACCUGAUCACAGAGCUGUCCUUCAAGUCUGCCAUCAUUAAUCUAAAUGUUAAUGCUGGACUGUAUGCUGAGGAUGAUCUUGUCUUCCGUCUGGGAGCUAUCACAGCCUCUGUGUUUGAAGGUCUAAAAGCCAAACUUGAUGGCACCACCAGUCUGACCACCAAGAGAGGAAUAAAGUUGGCCAAUUCCCUGUCCCUUGAAAAUCGUCACAUGGAAGGCACUCAUGACAGCACCAUCAGUAUGAGUACUGAGACUUUUGACACUGCCGUCUCUGUGGCCACUGUUGCAAAAAUUGCCCUGCCUAUACUGAAUCUGGAAGCCAACCAAAAUCUGAUUGCAGACACCAAAACCAAACCAAAUGCUGUCUCCACCUUGAGGAUGAAGGGUGAUUUCAACGUCCCUGUAAUCAAGGCUGUUGGAAAGGCUGAGGUAGACCAUACUCUGAAGUUGGAAGGAACCUUUGAGUAUGUUUCCAUGGAGGCAGCCACUAGGGCAAACAUGGAUGGCACAGUGCUUGAAGACUAUUUAGUUUUGGGAGUUCUGGAUAAUGAAGUUAAUCUGUACCUGAAUAAUGAUGGCCUACGCUCCACCUUCAAGGUUAUUGCCGAUGCCAAGCUUAACUCUGGCACCACAAAAGUAAUUGGCAUGGAUGUAAAUGAGAAUCUCUCUGUUGAAGCCUCCCUGGGCCGUGUGUAUGCAGUGCUAAAGUAUACUGGCAACAACGAGGCAAACUUGUUCAACUUUAACACCAAUGGGAAGCAUAUUGCCCAGGCUACGAUUGAUCUUGCACCAGCUUCUUCCUUGACUGCUGAUAUUGAGAUUGAUAUUUCUCAGCCAAGCAGCCUGGGUGAGUUCACCAUCUUUGAGAAAACUGUUGCUGAAGUGACUGCUGAUAAGCAGAAGAUGUCAACCAAUGUCAAGUUUGUCAGCCCACUGUACACCACAAACAUGGCAGUUGAAGCAGAGGGCAAUGCUCCUGUCUUCAUAGUCACCUUUAAGUCUUCUGCCACCUCUACCUUCGUCUUCCUGGAGUAUGACCUGGAUGCUUUGACGAACACAAACUUUGAAAAUGAAGCUCUGAAAAUGAUUAGCAAGGCUGUCCUGACACACGCUGACCUUACCAUGGAUGUCAACCAUGUCAUUACCCAAGCCCUGAGGAGCAAGCGUCAGGCUGAUGACAGUACCUCUCGCCAUACUCUGAAUGUGGACAUCACCAGUCCUACUUUCACCGAUGUCAACCUUCGUUAUGCUGCUGGCAGAGAUGGCAUCAGUGCCUCAGUAUCUACCCCCUCAACUGGCUUCCUCGGCCUUCAGUUAAAUGGCAGAGUCCCAUCUCAGAUGAGUGCAAGAGUCUUUGGUCGUUAUCCUUCUGCCCCAGAGGUCGAACUUGACAUGUUGGUCAUCAGGGCAUCUUCUAAGGAUGCUGAUAAGAUGAACCUGCAGAUUGCCUACAACAUGGAGAUACCCAAAGUAAUUCUCUCCGAACUCAAGAUGAAACUCCCUUCCGUCAUCAAUACAUUGAAUAUGUUUGCUAACAAGUAUCAGAUCACAAGCAACAUUGAGGCGUUGAAGGACUCAAUUGUUAACCGCAUCAAUGAGGCCUAUAAUGCUGCAAUCAACUACGAUGUUCAAAUGAGCCAGCUGUCAGUCUUCUUCAGGAACAUCAUUGUCCAGUACCAGAAGACUGUCCAGGUCUUCCUGGAUGCUGCCAUCCAGGUCUUGAGGGAGACCCAGUUCAAACUGCCUGGGUCUGAAGACAUGACAACUCUCCCUGAGGUCCUAAAGAGGCUGACCAGCAGCAUUGCUGCUACGCUAGAAAUGAUCCUCCAGAAUAUCUAUGAGAACACUGAGGUCUACUAUAACUACUUUGUUGAGAUGAUCAGCAGUGUGAAAUUGCGCAUGCCAGUUGGUGAUGCAAUCACAGGAAACCAGAUCUUGGAUCAGGUCAAAACAGCUUUCAAGCAGGUAUUUGAUGAACUGGUAGACUUUGUGAAAAAUAUGGAGAGUCUUGACACAAUGCUAGUGAAGAUUGGUGAGACCCUGAAGGCUGUUGUUGAGAAAUCUCAGGAGUUUGUCGACUCUGUCAGGUCUGACUAUUUGGAUGCAGUGUUUGUCAACAUCAAUGUUGUCUAUCGUAACCUUAUCACAGUUGUAAAGAAUGUUGUUGACCAGAUCUCUGCUUUAAGUUCGGAGCACCUCGUCAAUGCAUUUGAAUACAUUAUAGACAUGUUUGUUUAUGUAGUGGACCAAUACAAUAACACUGUUAAUGGUAUCCUGCAGCAGGCUUCAGCAGAGGCUCAAGCCUACAUGAGAGUUAGUGACGGAAGGUUUGAGGUUGAACUUCCAUUCCCCUUCCAACAGUAACAAAUCCUCACAAGUCCAUAUGAAACACUACCAUCUAUGCAAAACACAUGCUUGGAAGAAGUAUGUACAAUUAGUUCUUUAACCAUAUUUAUAACAGUGCCUUUAACAAAAACACCUGUUGUUUCAUUUAAAUUUAGAUGGUUUACUGUGUACAAACCUUGAAAAUGUAAAGUUUUACUAAGACUUUUCUUCCUGUAAAGACUGAAAAGCAUCAAUAAAAUACAUU